Molecule: messenger RNA, 789 nt
Organism: Aphanomyces astaci
Lineage: Eukaryota; Oomycota; Saprolegniomycetes; Saprolegniales; Verrucalvaceae
Exons: 6
Coding region: 1-789 (262 amino acids)
Source: RefSeq, a predicted model, not a curated record
AUGAGCAAACUGGGAUUGUCAUCGAGCUGCCCGUACGGAACAGCGUACUCGAGUGGCAAGUCAGGGUUCACGAUUGGAAUCCUACAAGAAGCGAAUGUUAGAAGCAACUUCACAGUUCAACGACAAAUUCAACUCGGGUUUUACCAACUACGCCAAGGCAACCACAACACCUAUUCGAAAGAAUGCCCCACAUCGGAACGCUCGUGUUCAAGCGCUGCCGACGGCUGUGAUGGAGGCGAAGCGAGCCACGAUGCACAGCUACUGUACGACCAGUCCGACGAGGGGACCGACUACAUAGCUGGGGACGAGGAGGCCCAGGAUGAGGAAGCCCAGGAUGCGCAGCAAUCGAACGACAACCAUUUGAACGCUGUAGCCAUGUGCGGAUACUUGUACCUGCUACCAAGUUUGUCGAGCAAUUUCAAGAAUCCCACGUUCGACGCUAAAGCUGCGCAUGUAGAUGUACAAGGGUUAACCGUGAACGAUAUCAAGCCACAAUGCAACGGCCUAACAUCGCUUCCGCCGUCAAUCCUGUUCGUGGUAGAAUACGACACGUAUUCCACGACCCAUGGCCUUAAGUGUUCGAACACGAGCUGCGUGAGGUACCUCGUGUACAAUGGUGUGAGCUGUGGGUUCCUUCGUGCCACGCACGCCGUGUACUUUGACAUCGAUCUCUGCCACUACAUUCGCUCGGCAUGGCUCGAAGGGCCAACGUCAUUAAGGGGAACGUGGAGGACAUUGAUGGCGGUCCAUGCACUACUUGGGUACAUCUUGACAUCGUCGAUGGUUUGA